AUGUUCGAAGUCUACUUCGAUCAUGGCCGGUCACUUGGUAAUUUGACUGUCACGGAUUCAGGUGAGAAGACGGUUCAAGAGACCUGGCUGUGCAUCGACGAGGAUAAUCAGGGGUUCGCGCACCUGAUGAUCAAUGACUGGCCUGGAUUGGUCCGAGAUGGACUCAAAUACAACCUGACUGUUUUCGAAGCCAUGUUCAUGACGACUGAUCUGAGAGUCAUCGAACUUGGAAACACAAAACUCUUUCUUGGUGGUUUGCUCUCACUCCUUGACCGCAACAAGGAGACAUUGGAUGUCCUCAAACUCAUCAACGUCGAUACCGAUGCGGAUGGCAAUUCGUAG
Messenger RNA from Aureobasidium vineae, 342 nucleotides. The record is from the annotation of a GenBank genome assembly. NCBI's taxonomy places the organism in Eukaryota, Fungi, Ascomycota, Dothideomycetes, Dothideales, Saccotheciaceae.